Molecule: messenger RNA, 1585 nt
Organism: Metschnikowia bicuspidata var. bicuspidata NRRL YB-4993
Lineage: Eukaryota; Fungi; Ascomycota; Pichiomycetes; Serinales; Metschnikowiaceae
Product: phosphatase
Exons: 1
Coding region: 427-1467 (346 amino acids)
Cellular component (GO): plasma membrane
Molecular function (GO): phosphoprotein phosphatase activity
Source: RefSeq, a predicted model, not a curated record
CUCUUGUUUGGAAUCUCACAAACACGCGGAACACAUCCAAACGCCCUUUUUUAGCCUGCUACUUUCGUGCGUUCAAGUAAACGGGAACCACGAAAUCCAGCCCGCUUUCCAGCCGCGUCUUUUGCCCGGAAACUGCCGCGUUUUCCUCGUCUUCAUUCUGCAUUCUCCGCCAGGACUGAGGGUGUGCCAUCUGCUUCUUUUCUUGGUGCCUAAACACUUCUAGAUCGGGAUUCAGACACUCCGUUGAAAUCUCCGUUGAAUCUUCCAUUGCCUGUUUCGGUGCAUUGUGACUGCUACCACUGCACAAAACAAUCCUCCGGCCACACUCGAGUCAUCUUUCUUUUCUGUGAAUUGACCUGUCCCCCUUCGAAUUCUGAGGGCGUCACACUCGAUAUCAAACAGCUCCGCUCCGUUCUUUUUUUUCUCAUGGGCCUGUUUGCAUCGUUUUUUUGCUGCGGCGCGGACACGUCCAGUGAUUCCGAAGAUAAACAUCACAAGCCGUCGUCUGCCCGUAGCUCUCCGGCCAGCAGAACGGGCGGCAAACAUCAGAACACCAAAAUGACACAAAAGACGGCGGUUUCUGAAGCGGCUCACAAGAGUGCUGCAAAAGUGGUGUCCCCGGGCGCCGCAAAAGUAGUGCCUGACGACGACAACUCCGUCAACGAGAGCGACACGCUUUCUGUGCCCAACGACGAGCCCAGCAAGCUAAAUCCCGCCAAGCCGCAAAACGCCGCAGCUGCAGAAACGCCCGCCGAGCCCACAAAUCCGGUGCAUUCCGACAUCGUGGCCAGCGUGCCUGAAAACCCGGCCGACGCCGAGCCCGCGGCCGAAGCAGCUCUUCAUAACCAUGAGGCCCCGGCGUUUGACUUGUCGGCCAUACAGGAGAACCAGGCGUUCAACCCAGAAACAGGCUUUCUCUUGGGUAAGAAGGACACCAAGCGGUUCGGCAACAAGAAAUGCCUAGUUCUUGAUUUGGACGAGACGCUUGUGCACUCGUCGUUCAAGUACUUGCGCACGGCAGACUUUGUAAUUCCCGUGGAGAUUGAAGACCAGGUGCACCAUGUGUACGUGAUCAAAAGGCCCGGCGUGGACGAGUUCCUAAGGAAAGUGGGGCAAUGGUAUGAGGUGGUGGUGUUUACUGCUUCUGUGGCCAAGUACGGCGACCCGCUCUUGAACAAAUUGGACAUCCACCACGCCGUGCACCAGCGCUUGUUCCGGGAUUCAUGUUUCAGCUACCAGGGCAAUUUCAUCAAAAACUUGUCGCAGCUCGGGCGCCCGUUGGAGGACCUGAUCAUCAUUGAUAACUCCCCGGCGCUGUACAUCUUUCACCCACAGCACUCUGUGCCAAUUUCCAGUUGGUUUAGUGACACGCACGACAACGAGUUACUUGACUUGUUACCGCUUUUGGAGGACUUGUCGCGGCCCAAUGUGGACGAUGUGAGCUUGGUGUUGGACAUAACCAUAUAAUCGCAGAUAAGUGCAUAAGCGGGACUUAUGUGGUGGAUGCAGCCGCGGCGGGUGGGCCGGGCGCCUCUUAAAAUUUAUACAUGUACAACACGUCUUUCUAUAGAAUAAUUAAUUGCCC